Chenopodium quinoa (quinoa) is the source of this 591-nucleotide messenger RNA. RefSeq names its product basic blue protein-like. Gene Ontology annotation, cellular component: plasma membrane. The record is from RefSeq and is a predicted model, not a curated record. The transcript has 2 exons. The coding region runs from base 211 to 591 and encodes 126 amino acids. Gene Ontology annotation, molecular function: electron transfer activity. NCBI's taxonomy places the organism in Eukaryota, Viridiplantae, Streptophyta, Magnoliopsida, Caryophyllales, Amaranthaceae.
UGAUAUUUUAUUUAUCUUUCAAAAUAUUAGUGAUUUAUUUCAGUAUAAAUGUAUAAUUAAAGCCUUACCAUAUAUAAGUGUACAAUUUCCUCUAUAAAUAUUGGUGCUUCAAUCUUACUUGUCACACCAAAACAUUUUAAAACCUCAAUUCUUUAUUUACUCUAUCAAAUCCAUCUUAAAGUUUAUAAAUAUAUUUUUGAUUUGUUUGGAAUGGCUCACAGAAGUGGUAGUGCAAAGCUAGGUUUGUUGCUUGGAGUUGGCAUAUUGUGCCUCCUUGCUAUUACCAAGCCAAUCCUUGCCACCGAGUACACGGUAGGUGAUGCUGCUGGGUGGUCUUUUAAUGUGGAAAAUUGGCCUAAUGGCAAGUCUUUCAAAGCUGGUGAUGUCUUAGCAUUUAAUUAUGACAAAGCACAACACAAUGUGGCAGUCGUAAGCAAAGAAGGAUACCAUAGUUGCAAAGCAUCAAGUGGAUCAAAAGUUUACAAAAGUGGACAUGACCAAAUCACAUUGGUCAAAGGUCAAAGCUACUACAUUUGUACUUUCCCUGGCCAUUGUGAUAGAGGCAUGAAGAUUGCGAUUAAUGCAACAUAA